Messenger RNA from Lymnaea stagnalis (great pond snail), 1377 nucleotides. NCBI's taxonomy places the organism in Eukaryota, Metazoa, Mollusca, Gastropoda, Lymnaeidae. The record is from the annotation of a GenBank genome assembly.
GACAAGUCUGCUGAUAGCAAAGAAGCAACUAAUCAAGACAACACAUUGACAGCACCACCACCACCUGAUGUCGUGGAGCUCUGCAGGGAGACAUUUCAAAAGACGGCAGAAUAUUUAAGAGGAGAAUUAGAUGGUAGAUACAAAUGUUUUUAUUUAUAUUUAUCUCAACGAAAUUCCAUUUUUCAUUUAAAUCUGCACAUAGUUGUAAUAAGUUCAAAUUUUAUCCAAGAUUGUCCUGGAAGUACAUUUUAUUAUAACUUUUCAAAUUUUUUUAAGAAGAUCAAUAAAUUUAUUUUUUACUAAAAAGAAGACAUUGAUCAAAAAUUAAAAUUUAAAAAAAACAUUGAUAAAAAGGGGAUUUGGAGUUAGUUAUUUAUGUUGAAGUAAAGUAAUGUAGAUUGCAAAAUCUCCUAUUAAUCACCAAGGUUGCUAGGCCAUUAAAUAAAAUGUCAGUUUCACAAUCAUAAACAACAUCACAUUAGAAAUGAAGACACUUUCCGGACUGGUUUACCUAAGUUGGAAAUAAACCAAGGUAAAGGUCAUCCUGAGAACAUUUAUUGUUGACUAUUAACAAAUUUAAACAACAUUUACCUGUUAAAAAGUUAUGCGCCAUACUUUUUUUCUUUACAGUCAUUUUAAAAUUGAAUUCUUAAAUAAUUUAUAAUUGGGAUGCCUUUUCCUCAAAUAUAAUAAUAUUCACGCUGGUAGACAGAAAAUGUGUAAAGAGUCUUAGUUUCCAUGACUUUGAGAUGAUUUAUUGCUUCUUCAGGAACCAUUGAAGACUAUAAAUUAUUGGAGAGAAUGAAUAAAGUUACAAUGACCAAGUACUCAGAGAUGAAGCACAUUGCACUGAGUAUAAGCGGAGCAUUGAAGGAACUCAAUGAUAAAUGUAUGUUUUUAUAAUUUAUUUAUUAUGCCAGAACUGAAAUUCUAGGAAUUUAAAUUUAUGAAGAACUUGAAAGGAAUCUGUCUGCUUGUAUCAGAACUAAAUUAUAGAAUAAAUAAUUUAAUUUUUUUAAAACUGAAUGAUAAGUUCAUUUAUCUUCAAACAGAGCGUUGGGUGUUUGGAAAAAUCAAUUUCUUUACUGGUUUUGGUAUUCUUCUAUGGAGUAAGUCCCAAUCCAUUUCCCCCUAAUUCUCUGAUUUGUGAAAGAACAUAACGCUCAGCAUAAACUUAGUCUUAAAUUAUUGCACAACACAAGUGUGCACGUCUUAGUUGUUAAAAAUAAACAGCCCCCAUCAUUUUCACUCUGCAAAUCCUGAUUGUUUCUAGAUAAAAGCCUUCAGCCAUACCUGGAGCAAAUAGAUCAGAUAGAAGAAAGUGUUACGACCUUGGAGCAGACGGCCUACAGUCUGGACCAGUACUCCAAACGUUUA